AUGUCGGUUACUAGUAAUAUGCAAAAUACGAGGACGACUGAUUGGUUAGAUGCGAAUUAUUCGGACCAGUCUGACUCUUCUGACGAAGAGUUUGUUUUUAAUGAAGAUGCCGUAAAAGAUACUAGCGAUAGUUCGGAAGAAGAAAACAGCAAUGACGAAAGUCAAGAAGGUGAACUUGACCGUAGCACCACAGCCAAUCAAAAGUCUCCACAACAUCACACGAAUGGAAAUAGCGCAGUAACAUAUAGAGACUCUACUCCGAUCAAUACACCAUUGAUAAAUGGUACCAGCCACCUAGCAUUUGAUGAAAAUGGUUAUACGAAUGGCAAAAACGGCGCGAUCCGUCAUCGUCAAGAGAAUUCUCUUUCACAUUUAUUUAGUCCUUAUGGAAUAACAUCAUCACGAAAAACCAACGGAGAACGGAUUUUUAAUAACGGCCUCGAAAGCUAUUCAUAUGACUAUAGAAUUAGAAGUGGUGUACGUUGGACUUUUGCCGAACAUGCACAAAAUCGUCACCUUGGAGAAAUCGGAGUUCCGUUCCAAAUGUUCUCCAAAGAUUUUAAUAAAUUCCACGAGGUACAAGAGUCAACGUUGAAGGAUUUAAAAGCAACGGAACAAAAUAUUUCGCAGAUGAAUGCACUGCUCGAAGAAGAAGUAGAUAAGGUCAAAGAUGAAUGUGAUGAAUUAAAAAGUGAAUAUAAAAAUAUUUGUGAAGAAAAUAAGCUGAUUCGAGAACAAAUCGAAGAGUUGCAUACCUUCUUUCUCCCGUAUUUUAAUAAUUUAUUGAGUGGUGAUGAGGGAGAUGACGAUGAAGAGGACAUUGAAAAUAAGCAUUUCGACAAAAUUAUCGUCGGUAAUCCAAUUGAAAAAGAGUCGAAUGAGAGCGAAAAUGAACUUGAUGACGUCAAUAUUGGUCCCUUCAUCUUUGAAUUGGCUCGUCUAUUCGAACAACAACAAUAA
Funneliformis geosporum is the source of this 960-nucleotide messenger RNA. The record is from the annotation of a GenBank genome assembly. Lineage: Eukaryota; Fungi; Glomeromycota; Glomeromycetes; Glomerales; Glomeraceae.